Molecule: messenger RNA, 630 nt
Organism: Arthroderma uncinatum
Lineage: Eukaryota; Fungi; Ascomycota; Eurotiomycetes; Onygenales; Arthrodermataceae
Exons: 3
Coding region: 1-630 (209 amino acids)
Source: RefSeq, a predicted model, not a curated record
AUGCCAAUGCGUUGGACAAGCGAGAAUGACCAGCUGUUGCUGAUCAAGUUCAUUGAGACUCACGACAUUACCGUGGACACGAAGAAGAUCUCGGAGGCAUGGCCUGCUACGAGUGAUGACAACCGUCCCACCCCCAGAGCUAUUACGGAGCGAAUCCAUAAGAUUCGAAGCCUCGCCAAAGCGGCCGCAGCCAAAAACGGAGUAUCCAGCACCAGUACUCCUGCAACUCCGGCUUCCCGCAAGCGUGGACCCAAAGCCGGAGGCUCAAAGUCAAGCACGAAGCGUUCUCGUACCGGCGGCUCUAAGAAGAAGGGUUUGAAAGGAGAAGAGGAGUCGCCCGGAACUCCAACUCCGAGAAACAAUGGUGGACCAGUCAAGGAAGAAGAUACCGAGGGAAAUCUCGUUUUUAACGGGCAGCUGGAAGAUGUCUUUACGCAAAAGCCUUUGGGUAAACGCGUGAGGACUGCCCCUGCCAUGCCCUUGGGUAUGAUUUCAUAUAACGAGAACCAUACUGACGAAGAUGAGAUAAAAUAUCAGAGCGACGUUAGCGAAUUCGCCCCAGCAAACGGUGAUGAGGAAGACGACGAUGAAGACAUGGACGACUUGGUGAAAGACGAAGUCUUCAUUUAA